CUUUGUCAGCACAAUCGAAUGAGAAACCUCGUCCGCCGCGUUUUCACAGCGAAGGCCGGUGGGGCGUACCUGGGCCUCUCAAGGGAAGGCGGCAAGCCGGAUACUCUCGCUUGCUGCAGAUCAGACCGACGAACACGGCCAUGAAGCACUUCCUGGUGGUCGGCGCACUGUUGGCGCUUGCGGUACUUGUUAUCCUUCCAACCUGCCAAGCUGACUGUAACGCAAAGCCAAAGAAGAAAAUCAAAUCCAAGGCCUUCCCAAACCUUCUGAAAAAUUACAGAAACGGAUGGAAACUGACAGGAGAAAUCAGCGAUACAAGUGAGAAAUCGACGUUUUACCUGAUCGAGUAUUACGACUCGAUAGCGAAGGAGGGCUUUCUCAGGUUUAAGCAAGCCGGCGGGGAUGACGUCAACCUCUACUACAUAUCACGCACCAAGGAACUGUUCGUCUACAAGAAACGCACAUGCCAAGUCGUAGACAUGCAGAAUCCACCAGAACCAGUCAAGGCACUCGUAUUCGAAUGGAGCACCAAGCGUCUGAACUUCACCAUUCUGGGCCCUUCCGCGCUUUUCGCGAGUGGCUGGGCGAGCCAAGGAAAGGGAUUGUACUACCAAGGUCCAGCUGAGCCCAUCCGUGGAAUCAAAAGCCAGCAGUGGGCGAUCUGCUACCCUGGUGACAGCGAGCCGACGCGAUUCUGGUUUGCAGAUGACAAGUGGGACAUGGGUUACGGCACCAUGAAGUCGCUGCCACUCAGAAUCACCUCGGGAUCUCAAACAGUCGACGUCAUGAUGGUGCAGCCUUAUCACGACGACGAAGACAGCGUCCUGAAGAUCCCCGCAGGUAAAGGAUGCAAACGGCUGGCCAAGGAUCUACCGGCUCCGCCCAAUUUUUCGAACCUGGACCUCGAAUUUCACGUCGAAAUGGCUUUCUCAAAUCCGACGGUGCUGGGCUCCAUGCACUACCUGGCCCAUUUGGAAGUAAUUCGCAACGAUAGAGACGACCUUCUCAGCGUCACCGGUGUAGACUGGCAGUCGGCCAGCAAAGAGGAGCACGCGCUCCUUAUCAGCAUGCAAAAGAUCUACGAUUUCGCCAACGGUCACGUCUACAGCUACGUCGACAGCAGCGGCUUUGUCGGGUGCAAAGUGGAAGCGCGGGACAACGUGGAACCCGCCAUCGUGUUUCCGGACAGAAACGAGGUCAGCAUGUUGGACACGAUACUGCCGACCUACGACCUCCUGAGCAAUGCAAGCUACCUCGGCAUCCAAGAGGUCCGUGGAAUGCCCGUGCACACCUUCGAGCUGGUAACCACGGCAAUGCCAGUGGGAAAUGCCAACCUCACCCGGGCUGUGAUCACCUACAGCUUCCUUGCGGAGCACGAAUUUAUGGACACCUCGGUCAACCAGAGGAACCUCCCCGUUCGAGUGGCCAUGUACGCCUACGUGAGCAACAAUGACGAGCCGUACUUCUACUUCUUCGCGAACAUCCACGAUAUCACGACAGAGAUGAGGGACCUCAACAAGAAGCUGAACGUGAAGAACUGCUACAAUGAGAACGACUCCGAGUACACCUGGGUCCAGCUUGGCUUCCCGGUGGCCAAGAGGAUGCCCCUCAUGAUGGUUAACAGCGCCAACAUCAAGCGAGGCUUCCUGGCACAGCUACAGCGUGUCACAAGGCUGUCACCUCUCAGGACACCGGACAUGCUGGUCGACUACACUGAAAACAUGGUCUACGUCACGGUACUUAUUUUGGGGCAUCCUGCAAUUUCAGCUGACUACGAGCCGAUACCGAAAAUGAAAAUCAUGGAGCCGGAAUGGACCGAGGGUGUCAUCACGCACGACAACUGCCUCAAGGCCUGUUCGUCCAAAGACUACAGAGACUGCAGUGCUGUCUCCUACUGUGGAUCCGUCUGCGCGACAACGACAAAGGCAAAUAUUAACGCGUCCGACGUGCUCGUGGAGUCAGAGGACUGCGACACUUACGUGAAGACGGAGCGUUCGCGAAGAAGAAACGUAGUGCUGACCCGCGACGCCAUCUCGGACCUGGAAGACGCUCUGAGAAAAAGCGAGUUCAAGUUCAACGUCAUGCACCUCAACACAAGGAUAGCGGUGGCCACACUCGUUGCUCAAACGAUAGAGUAUUCCACGGGAGGACUCCGUGGCAUGAUAGGAGAGUUGAACCCCGACUCGAGGCACCUACAUCAACGCAACCGCUUCCAGCCGCCCGAAGGCUUCAGCGAGAACUUGGUGGUGACGGGGCUCAAGACGAGCGAGGCCUACGCCCAGUACGUGGGCUCGUUCGAGGCGCAGGACUGCGCCGACAUCUGCCGCGACCGCGAGGACUGCUUCGCCUUCUCGACGUGCCUGGUGAGCAAGCAGUGCGUCGUCGGCACCGAGGCCAGGAAGCCCACGUUCGAGGAGACAGAUUUCCAGGCGGACUGCACCCUGUAUACGAAGACGUACGAGAGCAAGUUCGAAGAGCUGCUCGGCAUCUGCUACUCGUCCGUCGCGGCCAAGUACGUACGAGCGACCGUCGCCUCGGAAUGCGCCGCCGCGUGUCUCAACGAGAAGGAGUUCUCGUGCAAGGCGUUCGACUUCUGCCUGACCCCGCGCGAGGACAAGCCCGCAUGCCGCCUACAGGACAGGAGCAUCCUCGAGGUCGACACCAGCACCGACGUCGACCGAAGCGGCGCCGAGUCGUGCAGUCACUACACACGCAAGCACAUCAGCGACUACCGUAAGGAACGCCGGGUCCGCCUGCUGGGCACUCCACGCACGGUGAUCAAGAAGGUGUCCGAGGCCGAGUGCGCGCGCAAUUGUUGGGAAGCGAGCUUCCGCUGCGACAGGUUCGACCACUGCGCCGGCAAGCGGGAGCUGGGAAAGGGCGACUGCCUGCUCUACGACGGCGACCAGGGACCCUACGGGACAGUCAUGUCGCCCGUCUGCAACUCCUACAACUACACGGGAAACUACAACGCCCCGGUAGCAAGAGCGCCUGAGGCACUCCACAGCAAUGCGAAGGCCGCCGGCCUGUCUUUCUUCAUGAUAUUCGUGGGCAUCGGCAUAGUUGUGGCGGCGCUGUUCGCCUACGGCUUCUACAAGAGCAGACGGGCCACCACCAGCCAAGAAGAAUGAGAAAAAAAAAACUCGCGAAAACGCAAUCAUAAAUGAAUAUUUAUUUAUACCAAAA
Messenger RNA from Dermacentor andersoni, 3186 nucleotides. RefSeq lists its product as uncharacterized. NCBI's taxonomy places the organism in Eukaryota, Metazoa, Arthropoda, Arachnida, Ixodida, Ixodidae. The record is from RefSeq and is a predicted model, not a curated record.